Messenger RNA from Rhincodon typus (whale shark), 680 nucleotides. RefSeq names its product WD repeat-containing and planar cell polarity effector protein fritz homolog. Gene Ontology annotation, cellular component: axonemal basal plate. NCBI's taxonomy places the organism in Eukaryota, Metazoa, Chordata, Chondrichthyes, Orectolobiformes, Rhincodontidae. Gene Ontology annotation, biological process: nervous system development; cilium organization; establishment of protein localization. Bases 360 to 680 code for a protein of 106 amino acids. The record is from RefSeq and is a predicted model, not a curated record. The transcript has 6 exons.
CAGCAUGCAUCACGCCGCACGGCCGUCUCACUCUCAGCAUCCUUCCGUCAUGUGCACAUCCGGUCAUGGAGUACAAAUAGUGCAGAUGCUGGAUUGGACGUCUCCAUCACUUGCAAGGAGUAAAAACAAUUGACGUUGAUAUGAAUCAGUUUUUUCUCUUUGUUAUAAUAGUGCAUUUGUACUUCGCGGACGGCUAGCCGUCUUCACAAGGUGCUCGUGCUUUAUAUAAUAGGCGGACGAAUUAUAGACAGUCUGGGGAAACGUGUGUUUCCGGUUGUUCCGGAAGGGAUGAGCUGAGCGGUUGCUAGGAGACGGAGAGGAGCGCGGAUGUGAGAGAGCUGAGCUCCAACUGCCAUCAGAUGUCUGUCUGCCUGGCUGAGCUGCACCUGUGGUCUAUGAAGAAUGCCUUACAAGUCAAGGAUACAGAUAUCGGCACCUAUCAAUAUUAUGAUAAGAGAGAGGCAGUGUCACCAUCAGAUUGUUGUUACCUGGAAGCAAAGCAGCAUAUGACGGAGGCUCGUGAAUACUUGUGGACACUCAAGAAUAGACGUCCAGAUAAACUUCGAGACACCCUCAAGGAGUUUGAGGAGCUGCUGCAGUGCAGCCGUUGUGUGCUGAGCAAAUGGAAGGACAAGAACUUCGGUCAGGUAUAUGCUUCAAUGAUAAUCUUGGCUUGGUAA